AUUCCCAAGGGCAUUAUGGUAAUCUCACUUCUUUCUUCCCUAAAACGCUGAACAUAGAGAGAGAGAGAGAGAGAGAGAGAGAGAGAGAGAGAGAGAGUUGAAUUAUCUUCUCCGACGUUGGUAUUGCUCAUCAUCAGAUCAACAACUUCGUUUUCUACCGUUUCAUGUUUUAGGUUUUCCUUUUAAAAAGUGGAGCUCCAUUGUUUGACUAUUGCGGAAAAAGUGGGUAAUUUUAUGGGUUCCCAUACGUGAGAGGACUGAUGAGGAGGCGUGUUAUUGUGUUAAGCUGCCAAUUGCUUCGCAUGAUGAUGUUGUGACUCUAUGACAAAAAAGCCACCCUCUUUUGGAUUUUUAUCUACUUGUUUUGGGGCUUUGGGUUAGGUGAAAAAAGGUGAUUUUUUUAUGUUUAAAACAAGUACUUGGCCAAGCCUUGAGAACGUGGGUUGUUGUUGGAUUAGACUCACAGCCGAAAUAAGUUCACAAAGCUCCAAUUUCUCUGUUGACUUACGAGGCCAACAUGGGUUCUCACGGAAUGCUUGCUACAAGGGCUGUACAGACCGAGAUGCCGGUAAUGGUUCAGAUUCAAGAAUUGGUCCGAGGAGUCAAAAACUCUAUGUCCUUGGCUCAGGGAGUUGUUCACUGGCAACCACCUACAGAGGCACUGCACAAGGUUAAAGAGCUACUCUGGGAGCCUGCAAUUAGCAAGUACGGUGCUGAUGAAGGAGUUCCUGAACUCAGGGAAGCACUGACUGAAAAGUUGCGGAAAGAGAAUAAGUUAUACAAAUCAUCUGUGAUGGUUACUGCUGGUGCGAAUCAGGCAUUUGUGAACCUGGUUCUUACAUUAUGUGAUGCUGGGGAUUGUGUAGUUAUGUUUGCACCAUACUACUUCAAUGCUUACAUGUCGUUUCAGAUGACCGGUGUCACCAAUAUACUGGUCGGUCCCGGUGACCCAAAGACACUUCAUCCAGAUGCAGACUGGUUAGAGAAAACUUUGGCGGAAACUAAACCAGUGCCAAAGCUUGUUACAGUUGUGAAUCCUGGGAAUCCCUCAGGAACAUAUAUACCUGAUCCUCUUCUCAAGAGGAUUGCAGACGUCUGUAAAAGAGCCGGAUGUUGGCUUGUUGUGGAUAACACAUACGAGUAUUUUAUGUAUGAUGAUUUAAAACACACAUGUGUAGAGGGAGAUCACAUAGUCAACAUUUUUUCAUUCUCGAAGGCUUAUGGAAUGAUGGGUUGGAGAGUUGGAUAUAUAGCAUACCCAACAGAUGUAGAAGGCUUUACAGCUCAGCUCCUAAAAGUUCAAGACAACAUUCCCAUUUGUGCUUCUAUAUUUUCACAGUACCUUGCUCUCUACUCACUCGAAAUGGGACCUGAAUGGGUAACCGAACGAGUGAAAUCCCUUGUCAAGAACAGAGAAAUAUUAAUGGAAGCCCUUUCUCCCCUAGGACAAGAUGCUGUCAAAGGAGGUGAAGGUGCAAUAUACUUGUGGGCAAAGCUUCCAGAAGCUUAUGUCAACGACUUCGAUGUGGUUCGCUGGCUUGCUCACCGCCACGGUGUGGUGGCCAUUCCUGGAAGUGCAUGUGGAUGCUCCGGUAGCUUAAGGAUAUCUUUUGGAGGCUUAGUGGAAGAUGACUGCAGAGUGGCGGCCGAGAGACUUCGCAAAGGGUUGGAAGAAUUGAUCAGAGACGGAAUGGUGCAGUAAAAGUAGUAGCAACUGUAUGUUAAAGUGUUUAUACUUGGAAAAAGUUAUAACAAGUCCAUUUUACCAGUUUGCAAACUGGGGUUCUUAUGAAUAAAUGGCUGAUGUCUGAUGAUGAUGAUGGCCUCCUCUCAAUUUAAAAAUAGUUUUUUUUUUUUUUUCUUUCAUAAAGGCACUUCUAGUGUAUGCAACAUGUAUUUAUGUUUGUGUACAACAUUAAUCUUAAUUUAAAUGCAUGCAAUGCAAUUUAGUACA
Molecule: messenger RNA, 1954 nt
Organism: Cannabis sativa
Lineage: Eukaryota; Viridiplantae; Streptophyta; Magnoliopsida; Rosales; Cannabaceae
Product: aromatic aminotransferase ISS1
Exons: 9
Coding region: 518-1702 (394 amino acids)
Biological process (GO): biosynthetic process
Molecular function (GO): pyridoxal phosphate binding; catalytic activity
Source: RefSeq, a predicted model, not a curated record